Molecule: messenger RNA, 4740 nt
Organism: Xyrauchen texanus (razorback sucker)
Lineage: Eukaryota; Metazoa; Chordata; Actinopteri; Cypriniformes; Catostomidae
Product: ankyrin repeat domain-containing protein 27-like
Exons: 28
Biological process (GO): early endosome to late endosome transport; neuron projection morphogenesis
Cellular component (GO): plasma membrane; neuron projection; early endosome
Molecular function (GO): SNARE binding; guanyl-nucleotide exchange factor activity
Source: RefSeq, a predicted model, not a curated record
CUGAGUUUGAAGAUUCUGGUACCAUGUCAUGGAAGUUUACGGGUCGGCUCCUUAACAGCAGCCCAGUUUGACGGAUACGUGCUUCAACCUGCUGAGCAGGGUUACCAGACGCUAGAUGGAAAGGAUGUGUCUAUAGAGAAUAACCAGGUACGACUUGCUGCGGGGUCUCCGAAUCCCAUUUCGGCCACUAUACUGUUUGAAGAGACUUUCUACAAUGAAAAGGAGCAGGCCUACAGUAUACUAUGCAUUGCACGGAUGCUGGACUCUGACCACAGCCCUGAGGAGCUAAGCUCUGUUUCUGGUCCAUACUAUCUGAAGAAUAUCGAUGAUGUGAGGGAAUUCUUGGGCCAUCAUGCUGAAAAACUGGUCAAAUAUGUGGCCGCCUUCUGUCGUUCUUUUAAAGCACAAGAGAGGAAAGGCCUCCGAUAUCAAAUAGACUCUGUAAAUACCCUCUACACAAAAUGUCUUCAGUGCGUGUUAAAAGACUCUCAUCUGAAGCUGUUUUCGAGAGAGGAGAUACAGAUGACUCUAGUCAAACAAGCAGUGGAGAUGUACAUCCAUCAUUGCAUCUAUGAUCUACUCUUUAGUUUUGUUGGGACUCUUGAAGCAAGUCGGGAUGCAUCAUUCAACAAAAGAACACGGUCUUUAGAGGAUCUGCAGCAGAAAGACCUUGGUGUGAAGUCAGAAUUCAGUGUAAAUAUUCCUCGAGCUAAGCGUGAGUUGAGUCAACUGAACGUCUGUACAUCUCCACAGCAGAAGCUGCUCUGCCUCAGGAAGGUUAUCUACACAGUCAUGCAGUCACCUAGAAACAGAGACACUGUGAAUAUUGAGGCUGUUUGUGCUGAUGAUCUGCUGCCAGUCAUUCUUUAUCUGUUAAUUAAAACAGAGAUUCCUAACUGGAUGGCGAAUCUGAGUUAUAUAAAGAAUUUUCACUUCUUUAACUCCAUCGAGGAUGACCUGAGUUACUAUCUUGCCUCGUUUGAGGCAGCAGUGGAGCACUUCAGACAGGCUGACUUCACCCAGAGUGCACUGGGAUCACCAGACGUACUGUUCUUCAGACAGAAGAUGGACCUGCUGUCCCAGAAUGCUGUUACAACUAUAGACUGUUUGUUUGAGCACAUUGCGAGUGGGAAUGAGGCGGAGGUGAAGCGUUUGCUGAGUGAAAGUGAGAGUGAGGAGGACGGGAGGAAGAUGUGUCACCCGCUCUGCUCCUGUGACACCUGUGACCUCCACAUCUCAGGAAGGUUAAACGAUCCUUCUAUAAUCACUCCAUUCUCUCGGGAUGACAGAGGCUACACUCCUCUACAUGUUGCUGCUAUUUGUGGUCAGUCUCGGCUGAUUGAGCUGCUGGUGUCAAAGGGAGCUGUGGUGCACGCCACUGAUUAUUACGCACUCACACCACUACACCUCUCCUGCCAGAAGGGUUACCAGGGGGUCACGCUGCUGCUGUUACAUUCUAAGGCGAACACAGAUGCUCAGGAUAACAAUGGGAACACCCCUCUACACCUGGCCUGCAUGUAUGGACAUGAAGAUUGUGUGAAGGGGCUGGUGUACUUUGACCUGCAUUCCUGCCGGCUGAAUGUGCAGAAUGAUAAGGGUGACACACCGCUCCACAUCGCCGCCCGCUGGGGUUAUGAGGGCAUCAUGGAGGUGCUGCUGGAGAACGGAGCAUCAACACUCAUUUAUAACAAAUCCAAGGAGACCCCACUGCACUGUGCCCUCAACACUAAGAUCUUGUCAUUACUGGAACACAGAUACAUUGACUCCAGUAAAAGGGAAAGUGGAUUUGAGUCUCCGAGCCGUUCUCCUCAGGCGUCUGACUUUAGCAGCAGACGUUCAUCUGUGUCCAGCACGUCAUCAGUGAGUGUUGAGACCUCACUGCCAGAGAUUGAACGCACAGGACACAAAGAGGUAGAAAAGCUGUUGAGAGCAGUGGCUGAUGGAGAUGUUGAGAUGGUGCGUUAUCUUUUGGAAUGGGUGGAUGAGGAGCCAGAGGAGGAGGAAGUUGGCAUGCCAAUUAAGACUGAGUUGUGCCAUCCACUGUGCCAGUGUUCCAACUGUGAACCAACACAAAAGAAGAUAGCCCGUCUGCAGCCGGAUGGAUUGGGUGUGAACAGCAGCAGUGGUGACGGUUUCACUCCGCUCCAUGUGGCAGCACUGCACGGGCACACCGCUCUUGUCUCUCUGCUCAUCCGCCACGGCGCCAACACCAAUGCCCUCAACAAUCAGAGUGCCACUCCUUUGCACUUGGCUUGCCAGAACAGCCACAUACAGGUGGUGUCUGCUCUGUUGGAGAGUAAUGCCAAACUGAAUAAGAAAGAUCAUUAUGGAAACACUCCAUUGAUUCAUGCAUGUUUAAAGGGACAUCUGGAGAUUGCCACUGUUCUGCUGGAGAGUGGUGUGUUAGUGAAUCUUGCUAAUAAUCAUGGAAACACGGGUCUGCAUGAGGCCGUGAGGGGAGGACACGUUCAGCUGGUGGAGCUGCUUCUCCACAGGAGGGCGCUGGUGCACAUACGCAACAAGAGACAGAGGACCGCCCUCGACUGUGCUUAUGAGACCGGCGGCAAGAACACCAACAUUCAGAGGCUCUUACAGAAAGCCUGUACUGAUGCUGUGGAGUCAGAUCUGAUUAAAUCACACUCCAGUGGAGUAGAGGGGAUUCUCGCACACUCAGUAGUGCACAGAGUCAGACAGCAUGAUAAUCCUUACUGUGGGAGACAAGAGACAGACCACACCACGCAACGGACUCAAAAGAGAUUGAACAGGGCUGUGACCAUAACGAGUCUAUCGGAGCAGACUCCAGACAGUCAGAGUAACAGACAGAGAAUGAAGAGAGGAGAAAAGGUGGACAUCAGCGGUCCGUUCUGCCAUCAACAGACACAGCAAUCGCCAAACACCAAAACCAAAAGUCUGAACCGCAGUCACACUAUCAGCCAAGACCUGACACAACACUCUCUCCAGACCACACAACACAUCUUCUCUGAGCACGAGACACAGGAGGAGAUUAUCAAUGGACCUCACGACACCACAGACUCAUGUGACCAUUCUCCUGAAACCACACCUGACCCAAAGCAGUUCAACUGGGACUCAGCAGUGGGGAGAGACGACGAGGAGGAGGAGUGGGACGGCCAGUCCAGAGGGAGUGAUGUGAAUUCAGUCAUCACAGAGAUGGACAAUGUUGUGUUGUGAUGCUCCUCUGAUAGGUUCUGUUAAUCAUGCAGCCGGACUAAAUCUAAAUCGAUCAUUACUAAAUCGGUUCCACCAUUGCCUCCUGGUCUUAAUGGUGUUGUUGUGUUCAAACCUGAUGUAAACUUCAUUGACGUGAAUAUGCCAAACGCAUAAGUGGCAAUGUGUUAUCCAAUGUUAAAUCAUGUAUGUUCUCAUGCCUGUGGUUUAUGAGAGAUUUUUAGAGAACAUUCCUUUAAGGGUCAAUAUGUACAUUUUGAAAAUUGCUCCACAGCAAAAAGAGGAAGUGACAAACAUGACUGGAACUUUUGGAAAUGUAAUUAUUUGAUCUUUAAUAUUUUUGCAUGUGGCUACAGCGGUAAAAUGAUCUAAAACUAUAGCAAUGAUAAGUGGUCUCAUAAACGCAACAUAAUGAGCUCGGAGAACUAUAUUUGGGAUAUUUAUUGAAUUUAGAAACGUUCUGAAUGUAUAGCAUAUAAAGGGAGACAUCCGGAGGAAACUGGGCAGAAACCAUGUCAACUGUUUCUUAAAAAGAUAGUUCUCCCUAAAUUAACAAUUCUGGGAUCAUGAACAACAUGAUGGUUGGUAAAUUAUGACAGAAUUGUAAUUGUUGGGUGAACUAUUCCUUUUAGAAGCACAUAAACAAAUUCAUAACUAGCACUUUUAAUUUUCUAACAUUGUAAGAUAAUAUUUUUCCCUAAACUGUGAAACUUUUGUUUUCUCUCAUUUUCAUGAAUCAUUUUCACAUUUAUUUCACUCUUAAUGUCUCAUCGGCUAAAUGUAAGUUAUACAAGCAGUACAUGAUGUCAUAAAAUUGUGUUAUCACAAGUGGACUGUUACUCACACUGGAUAUUUUCUUUUUCACAUGUUUAGGAGAUAUUCUUUUUCUUCUUUAAAUAUUAACGUCUUUAUUUUUUUUCCAUCAUUGAAAUACAUCCUGUUUGGCUUUGUUUUAGUGUGGAUCUCAUCACUGAAUCUGUUAAUUAUCACUUUUAAUAAUUCGAGCAAUUGGGUUUCGAGAAUUUAUGUGUUAGGUGAUGUUUUUAAAGGUCGCCGAUGUCUUGGGACAGGGGAAAAAAACAUAUAAAGUACAUAAGGACAACAGUUUAUAUAUUGCUAAACAUUGCAUAACCAAAAAGAUGAUCUAUUUUGGGGUCAGCAUUGGGUAUUAUUAUGAACCACGGCUCUACUGAUGUCAUGCACUUUAUUCUUUCUUUAAGAGCUGAGCUCAUGAAACAUGAUUGAUUGCAGUUUGCAGGACAUUUUGCCACUAGUCUGGUAUAAUCUAGAGUUAGAGACUUUGCAUUUUGAGUGAUAAAUGGAAGUGGAUUUUCUUCAAGUGUGUCUGAGAGCAGGGCUUGAAUAAAUGCGGGACAGAAAUUAUCGUAAUGUCUUUACAAACUUAAAGUGUGAAGAAGGAAAAAAAAGUUUGUGUGUGAAAUGACAUGCAUUUUUGAAUGUAUAGAUUCACUGUGGCAAUCUGAAGAACUCAAGAGCAAUUAUUUUUGUAUUAUUCCACUUGAGUUUUAAUUUUAGCCCAAUAAACCCAUGAAA